AUGUCGCAGUGCACCCGUGGCAGUGUCGUCGCUGCGGCAGCCGGUGCUCUCCUGGGCCUCGUCUUCAUCUCUGCAUCAUCCUCCUGGCAACUCGGGGACGUGUCCGAAGCGCAAGCUGAGCAGAACAUCCAAGAGGCGGCGCCGCAGCACGCUGCUGCAGGGUCACCGGUACCGCGCCCUUUGCCCGCACCGCCUGUGCCAGCACUGCCUGUGCCCGCACCGCCUGUGCCCACACGGCCAACAAGCCAAGGUAGCCUCCAAGACGAGGUCUGUGUGGCAGACCAGCUUACACGUCCACCGCCAGUCGUAUAUGGUGCAGAUGGAACUUGGAUGGAGGUGUCCUUCCUCAAUGGUGAUCUCUCGGGCAAAGGCUACAAGACGAGCCCAAUGUGCCAAAAACCUUGGACAAGCGAUGUGGUUGGCCGGCCCAUCAUCGACACGACUGCUACGCUGGUGCAGCGGGCUAUCCGUGUCGGUCACCCGAAGAAUGGCAUGCUGAAUCCAAAGAGUGAUGUGGUCAUUCCAAAACCGUGUGCGCGGCCAGUACCGAAGAUCCUGCACUUCAUUUGGCUUUGCUCGCCGCUCUCGGAGAGUCGAGCCAGCCAUGUUCAAGGGUUUGCAAUCAAGAACCCAAACUACCGCAUCCUGUUCUGGACCGACACGGAGAUUCCACCUGAAUCAAAGAUGGUUCUCGAAAAUGGAACAUCCUCGCGACCAGCCGGUGCUAUUGAACUCAAGGAUGCCUACUCGGAGGCGCAGUCCUUCCAGUCCCUUCGCCUGAUCCGCCACUUGGAUACCUUCCAUGAGAACAAUCGGAACCCAGGUGUUUGCGCCCUGAAGUCUCACUUCUGGCGUCUGGAGGCUCCGUUGAAGUACGGGGGAAUCUAUAUUGACAUGGACCACGUGGCAACUCGUGGAUUUGAUGAAGUGGGAGGUGCUGAGUUAUGGAGGUGGCCCUUCGUCACGCACAAGGUAUGUGGGGCGAACAUCGGCAAUCAUAUUUUCAGUGGUGAUAAAGGCUCUGGGUUCUUGGACUUUGCCAUCAAAGUCAUCAUGGAGCGCUGUGAGAAGCUCAGCUCCUGCAAUGUCCUGGAAGGCACUGGGCCACCACCGUUUGCGAUGAGCGUGUUGAGAUACAAUGCCUCUGACAUGGCCUUCAUCGGAGAUCAGUUCUUUGGCCGCACGGGCAUAGCAGCACACAAGGCAGAGCACUCCUGGCGAUGA
Messenger RNA from Symbiodinium natans, 1224 nucleotides. NCBI's taxonomy places the organism in Eukaryota, Dinophyceae, Suessiales, Symbiodiniaceae. The record is from the annotation of a GenBank genome assembly.